Molecule: messenger RNA, 714 nt
Organism: Dictyostelium purpureum
Lineage: Eukaryota; Evosea; Eumycetozoa; Dictyosteliales; Dictyosteliaceae
Exons: 3
Coding region: 1-714 (237 amino acids)
Source: RefSeq, a predicted model, not a curated record
AUGGGCCAAACAGAAAGUACAGCAAAGAACAAUAAUAGUUAUAAUAAUGGUAUAUCAUCAUCAACAUCCUCAUCUAAUAUAUAUGGAAGUUUUGGUUUAGAUAAAUCAAUAUCGAAUGAAUCUUUGGUAAAAAGUAAUAGUACAAAUGAAAUUAUCACAAUUAAUCAAAUAGAAAAAAAAGAAUAUAUUGACCCCGAAUUAGAAGUACUAUAUAAAACGCCUGUUUUUUAUCCUUUAUUAAGUUUGGAUGAUGAAGAUAAUAGUGACGAUGACGAAAAUGAAAAUUUAGAGUCGUUGGGUGAUGAGGAAAAACUAAUUAGAUUUUUAAAGAAGAAACAUCAAAUGACUAUACCCAAUAUGGAUCCAAAAUUUCUUUUAAAUUUAUCAAUAGAUGUACAAACAUAUUUGAAAAACUCAACAGGAUAUAUACACGAACAACAAAAUGAAAUAAUGCAAAAAAUUAGAGAUGUAGAAACCAAACAGGCUAAAAAGUUUACAAAUAUUAUGCAAAUUAAAACUAGCGAUGCAACCCAAGCCCAAUUAAGUGUUAAGGAAGUUUUAGAUAAAGUAAAUAAAAAUAUUGAUAAAUCAAAAGAAAUCAUUUUUAAAAUAGCAGAUUUAAUCGAGAAAAUAGAGACCUCAUUGCCUGCAAACGAGGUAAAAGAUUUAAAAGAUGAAAUGAAUGCAACCUUUGGUCCUCUACCACAAAUUUAA